Galeopterus variegatus (Sunda flying lemur) is the source of this 555-nucleotide messenger RNA. It is a transcript of the gene IGFBP1, whose product is annotated as insulin-like growth factor binding protein 1. The annotation marks the transcript as partial. Lineage: Eukaryota; Metazoa; Chordata; Mammalia; Dermoptera; Cynocephalidae. Gene Ontology annotation, molecular function: insulin-like growth factor I binding; insulin-like growth factor II binding. Gene Ontology annotation, biological process: regulation of insulin-like growth factor receptor signaling pathway. Gene Ontology annotation, cellular component: extracellular region. The record is from RefSeq and is a predicted model, not a curated record. The transcript is spliced from 5 exons.
GCUGCCUGUGGCGUGGCCACUGCGCGCUGCGCCCAGGGACUCAGCUGCCGUGCGCUGCCCGGGGAGACGCGGCCCCUACAUGCCCUCACCCGCGGCCAGGGCGCCUGCAUGCUGGAGUCUGAUGCCGCCGAGGUCGUGCCCAGCGACGAGGCUGAAGAGAACACCCCCACGCCUCCAGAGAAUGUGUCCCCCGAGAGUGCGGAGAUGACUGAGGAGCAGUUCCUGGAGAGGUUCCACCUGAUGGCCCCUUCCAGUGAGGACCGGCCCAUCCUGUGGAACGCCAUCAGCACCUAUGAGAGCAUGCGGGCUCGCGAGGUCGCCGACGUCAAAAAAUGGAAGGGGCCCUGCCAAAGAGAACUCUACACAGUGCUGGAGAGACUGGCCAAGGCACAACAGAAGGCAGGAGAAGAAAUUUACAAAUUUUAUCUGCCAAACUGCAACAAGAAUGGAUUUUAUCACAGCAGACAGGAUGGGCCCCCCUCACGUGGGGACAUGAAGCAGACAGCUAUGCACAACACUGUACCAUUUAACACAGGCUCCCACCUGGCCUCUUAG